This is a messenger RNA of Trichoderma asperellum CBS 433.97, 874 nucleotides long. RefSeq lists its product as uncharacterized. Gene Ontology annotation, cellular component: mitochondrion. The record is from RefSeq and is a predicted model, not a curated record. Gene Ontology annotation, molecular function: nucleic acid binding; 3'-5'-RNA exonuclease activity. Lineage: Eukaryota; Fungi; Ascomycota; Sordariomycetes; Hypocreales; Hypocreaceae.
CCUGGAUCGGACCAGCUAAAUCGAAAAUGCCAAUUCCUGGGGAGAUGCUUUUUCUUUCCUUGUCAUUGCUCCGCCAUUUGCUUAGUCUCGACUCGGCAUUUGAUCGCUAAUUGACAUUGUGUGGUUACAUCCGGUCAUUAACGAUGCCGGUUUCCGAGUCAAGCGUGGUCUCGGGUCUGGACGAUGCCCUGGUCUGGAUCGAUUGUGAGAUGACCGGCUUGAAUCCCGAUACCGAGGAGAUUCUCGAAAUCUACUGCAUUCUCACGACGGCAAACCUCGACAUCAUCGACGCCGACGGUUACCACGCCGUCAUCCACUGGCCGGCCUCUCGCCUGGACCAGAUGGACGAGUGGUGCACAAACACCCACGGCAAGUCAGGACUCACAGCUGCCGUGAUAGCAUCAGAGACAACCCCGGAGCAGGCUGCCGAGGGCCUCUAUCAGUACAUCACGAAGUUCAUCCCCAGGUCUCGAACGGCGCUGCUGGCCGGCAACAGCGUGCACGCCGACAGGGCCUUUCUGCGAAAAGAUCCAUACGGCAAAGUUAUGGAGCAUCUGCACUACCGCAUCCUGGACGUUAGUGCCAUAAAGGAGGCUGCUCGGCGGUGGAGCCCGCCACAGGUUCUUUCGCGGGCGCCGGCUAAGAAGGGGAGCCAUAAGGCUAGGGAUGACAUCUUGGAGAGCAUUGAGGAGGCGAGAUAUUACAAGGAGGCCAUCUUUGGCCGUAGAUGAUGACGGACGGCAGCCAUUGGGCAUUGAAGAUGAAUCUGGCGCAAAAAUAUCGCGUGCAAAGUGCAUUGGAAUAGCUUCUUCAGCAAUAUAUAGAAUGCGACGCUCGACGUCAUCAGCAGCCCAAUUUACUUGCUCCAUCUGCC